ACUUGGCCACCUUGACUUUUCCCUCAAACCGGUUAUCUACCAUCUUUAACCUAACCAGACCGAAGUCUUUCUGUGGCACAGGAGUCUCCUCUCUUGAUGACCUCUGCGAAGUUUCAACGUAACUAAGACAAUAGAUGCUUCCAUUGGAAUCAUUCACCAUUUUCUUAAAACAUUUUUAAAAGCAGAACUUUGGCAGACACGCAAACGAUUCCCAACGGCCCCUCACCCGCCAAUACAAAACGCAAACGCAGUAGCUGACCUCAAACUUCCUCACUUAUCUUAAAUUUAAAAACAGCAUUACCUGUUUUUAGAUUUUACCUCUCUCUCUCUCUCUAGAUUCUCUCCUAAAAUCCCAAUAUUAUCUCUCCAUUUUCGUUUUUUGGGUGGCUUACCUCUAAUCUCAAAACCACCAUGAGGUUUUGCGUUUUCGGGUUUCUAUCGUUAUUCCUAAUCAUUUCUCCCGUCUCCGCAUGGUUCUUCCCCAACUCCACCGCCAUUCCACCCUCUCUACGUAACACCACACGCGUUUUCUGGGACGCCUUCUCCAAUUUCACCGGCUGUCACCACGGCCAAAACGUCGACGGUCUCUUCCGCAUCAAAAAAUACUUCCAACGCUUUGGUUACAUCCCGGAGACGUAUUCAGGCAACUUCACAGAUGAUUUCGAUGACAUCUUAAAAAACGCCGUGGAGUUGUACCAAAAGAAUUUCCGGUUAAACGUAACCGGAGAGCUCGACGCGUUAACCAUUAAACACAUCGUGGUUCCUCGUUGCGGCAACCCGGACGUUGUCAACGGUACGUCGCUGAUGCACAACGGAAGAAGAAAGACUUUCGAAGUCAACUUCUCCCCCGGCGGCAAGGUGCCUCGUUUGCACACGGUCAAACACUACACGCUUUUCCCCGGCGAGCCACGGUGGCCGAGAGACCGCCGUGACUUGACCUACGCCUUCGACCCGAGAAACCCGUUGACCGACGAGGUCAAGAGCGUGUUCGCGCGCGCGUUCGGACGCUGGUCGGACGUCACAGCGCUGAACUUCACGAACAUCGAGUCUUUCACGACCUCCGACAUCACGAUCGGAUUCUACACCGGCGACCACGGCGACGGGGAGCCUUUCGACGGCGUGUUGGGCACGCUGGCUCACGCUUUCUCGCCUCCGAGCGGGAAGUUCCAUCUCGACGCUGACGAGAACUGGGUUGUCUCCGGAGACCUCGACAGCUUCCUCUCCGUCACGGCGGCGGUUGAUCUUGAGUCGGUGGCGGUUCACGAGAUCGGUCAUCUUCUUGGUUUGGGACAUUCAUCUGUGGAGGAGUCGAUCAUGUAUCCGACGAUCACGACGGGGAAACGUAAAGUUGACUUGACGAGUGAUGACGUGGAAGGGAUCCAGUACUUGUACGAUGCUAAUCCUAAUUUUAACGGCACGUCUCCGCCGGCCGCCACCACUCGGGAACGAGAUACUGGUAGCUUUGGUGCGGCCGUGAGAAUCGACGGUUCAUCCAGGAUGACGAGUUUAAGUCUUUUGUUAUCAACCGUCGGAUUGUUCUUGUGGUUAUUACCGUAGAUUAAUUAUUUUACUUUAUUUAUUUAGAGAUUUUUGUUUUUUACCUCAUCUCUUAAUUCCUCUACAGUUUUUCUAUUCACAUGUUUCCUACCAAUGUUGAUUUUCGUGUUAUACAUUUUUUUUGUUUCCUUUGUU
Messenger RNA from Brassica napus (rape), 1692 nucleotides. RefSeq names its product metalloendoproteinase 2-MMP. Gene Ontology annotation, biological process: extracellular matrix organization; proteolysis; collagen catabolic process. Gene Ontology annotation, molecular function: metalloendopeptidase activity; zinc ion binding. Lineage: Eukaryota; Viridiplantae; Streptophyta; Magnoliopsida; Brassicales; Brassicaceae. The transcript has a single exon. The coding region runs from base 412 to 1557 and encodes 381 amino acids. The record is from RefSeq and is a predicted model, not a curated record. Gene Ontology annotation, cellular component: extracellular matrix.